This is a messenger RNA of Zea mays, 574 nucleotides long. RefSeq names its product dynein light chain LC6, flagellar outer arm. The record is from RefSeq and is marked validated. Gene Ontology annotation, molecular function: dynein intermediate chain binding. NCBI's taxonomy places the organism in Eukaryota, Viridiplantae, Streptophyta, Magnoliopsida, Poales, Poaceae. Gene Ontology annotation, biological process: microtubule-based process. Gene Ontology annotation, cellular component: cytoplasmic dynein complex.
ACGCGCAGUCUUCUUCAGAAUUCCCUGAUCACGUUCCAGGCAGCUGAGAGCCCGCGUACUAGCCGGACAGGAGGCGACAGCGACACCGCGAGACGUGCCAUCAUGUUGGAAGGAAAGGCGGUGGUGGAGGACACCGACAUGCCGGCGAAGAUGCAAGCCCAGGCGAUGUCGGCGGCGUCCAGGGCCCUGGAUCGCUUCGACGUCCUCGACUGCCGGAGCAUCGCGUCCCACAUCAAGAAGGAGUUUGACGCGAUCCAUGGCCCCGGAUGGCAAUGCGUGGUUGGCUCCGGCUUCGGCUGCUACAUCACGCACAGCAAGGGGAGCUUCAUCUACUUCCGCCUGGAGUCGCUCAGGUUCCUCGUCUUCAAAGGGGCGGCAGCAUGAUGACAAGCCCCACGGCUAACAUCGCGAGUUCACGACCAGGCAAAGCAGGUGGAGGAUGGGUUUUUUUUUCACCGGCCUUUGUGGACGGCUUGCCUCGCUGUAUACGAUAUCACCAUGGUAAUACCAACCAGUAGAUUGAAACGUUGUGGGAGAUUAUAUUGGAAACAAUGGAAUUUCAUCACUUGUCAAA